This is a messenger RNA of Copidosoma floridanum, 3997 nucleotides long. RefSeq lists its product as uncharacterized. The record is from RefSeq and is a predicted model, not a curated record. Lineage: Eukaryota; Metazoa; Arthropoda; Insecta; Hymenoptera; Encyrtidae.
CGUACCUACACACAUCAGCACUUGAGAGUUUAGAGCGAAUAUCGGGGAAGUAAAUGACCAGUACAACCUUGAAGUUCAGGUUUAGUAAAUAACUUUUCGAACAAUACGCAAGUUGAUCGAUGUAAAAGAAGAGCAGCAGAGAGUUGCCUUUAUGAGAGCAUCAGUUUAUCGUCGCCGUCGAGCACCAUUACAGAGGCUAAACACAUACAAAAUGGAUCAAAACACCUUGCAGGAUGGUGCAGUCGGUGUAGAACAAAGCCCUGAGCCAAGCAUGGCUGAAAGUCAGCAAAUAAGUGGUACAGUCAAUCUGCAGGACGAAUUGACGUGUCCAAGUGCCAGUAGCAAUGGUGACUCUCGCCAAAAUUCUAACGACGCUGUCAACAAUUCACAUCAAUUGGUUGUCAUAGAUGAAGCUGGCUUGACAACUGAUAAGGCUGAUGGUGUUCCUAGGGAGGUUCUCUGCAAUCAAACAGAGUUGUUGAGCAUCGAUGAUGUGCUCAGUGAUUUCAAAAACUCCUCGCCCAUCAACAAAAAUGCUUACAUAGAUGAUGGUAAUCUUAUUUCAUUUGAUAAUAAAAGUAGAAACGCGUUAUUAUCCGAUGAUGUGAAGGACUCUGGUGGUCCACCCAAAAAUGAAACACAGUCGACCCUAUUGGAUGAUCUUAUGGAUAAACAAGUUUUGUUGAGCAUACAAAAAAGUCUUCAAGACAGAGAUAAUAAUAUUUUUGAGAAAACUUUCAUUUGUGAUGAUUCUGAGGAUCCUUCUGUAGUUUUGACAAAGUAUGCAGACAAUGAUGAAGUUAACACACAAAAUAAAACAAUUGAUAUAAAGCUACAGGAGACCGACAUCAAAAUGAACGAACCAAGUUCAGAAGUGUCAGUGACCAAAACUGUCUCUGAUAAAUUAAAUGAUCCAAUUGAUAAUACAGUUGAUAAUAAAAUCGCAGAACCUAAAGUUAAGCCUGUGGAUUUAUUAAGUAAAAUUAACCCGUCAAAUGUGUGUUUGGACAAAGAAAAGUCUGAGAAAAAUAAAAAAGUUGCAGCUAAUGCUGACUAUACUAAAGAUUCAUAUGUUGAAAAGAUUCGCAAGCCUGAUGGUGAAAUUGCUUCUAAUUCCGUGACCGACCAGCCAGGAGAUGUGAUAGACAAAAUCCAGGCAAUGCCGUGGCUCAAAAAUCCACCUUCCACUGACGUGCCAGUUAACCAAUAUUCUCGACUUUCAUUGAGAGGUCUUCCAAAAAAAGAAGAUUGUAACGAAAGUUACUAUGAAGGCACUAAAAAAAACCCUAAUAGAAGAAGACAAGGCAGAAGACAAUCAACUGCAAAUUUGGGAGAUCAGCCUCUGGUUGAGAAUGAACCGUCAGAGAAUGUGCAAAUAAUUGAGUCUCCUCAACACUUGAUUGAUAAUAGUCAAGUGAAAGAAACAAAACAGGCAAUACCAACAUUAGUCGACAGUAAUAGUGCAGUGCAGCAAGAUAAAAAGGGUACAACGUUGGAGCAAGAAAAAAUGAAACUGAGCGACAAUGAUAAAGAUUGGGACAAAAAUAAUUGUAAUCUACCAGAGAAUUUAAAAAACGUUUGUGACGGUAAUGAUGCAAAUUCAGACACGGGACCUUUCGACAAAUUUGGUAGAUUAGAUGGUCACACAGAAAAACACAUGUUUAUGGGGAAAGGAGGUCGAAGGAGAGAACAGGAGGCUUUUAAAAGUUUUUCUGAAAAUGAUCCUGGAGCUCUGAGACCUCGGCCUAGCGACGAAAUACCAGCAAAGAAAGAUGUACAGUUCAAUAAUAAUCGUGAAAGGCCGAUACAUGGAAGAUCUGGUAGUGACAUGGAUUUCGAUUCUCAAAAAAAUAAAAAUCAAAAAACUGCACCAAAACCAGAAGUUCCAAGAAGCCAACAGAAUCAGAUUCCCUCGAACAGAAGACAAGAUAAUCAAAGGACACCUCAGAGCUUACUUUAUCAAAAUCAGAAUUCUCACAGGAAUGUAGACGGCUUUGACAGGUAUCAAGAUCGCUCCUUUUUAAGAUUAAGGCAGCCAGCUCGUGACAAAUCUCAAGGUAUUUCAAAUAAAAGUCAGAUGCUUGACAACACAGCUCAGGGCAGUCGUACUGUAGCUCAGAAUAGUGCUCAGAAAGAUCAGGGUAAUAAUAAUAAUAAAACUCAAGAUAAUCAUCAUGAAGUUCAAAGAAAUCAUUAUGGACAAGAUGAUAAGAAUAGAAAUUCUAAUAGAAAUCAAAAUUAUCCAGAUAGAUGUAAAGAUGUAUCCUUAAGAAAUCGUGAUCAACAAAGAAAUCGAAAUCCCUUUAAAAAUAAUCAAGAUGCUGAUAUGAAACAAGACACUCAGUGCAGAAAUAUGCAACAGCAGCAGCAACGUGGAGAAAUAGUAAAAAAUAGAGAAAAGGCUGAAGAGUAUUGGAACCCACCGCUUGAAAAUGUUUCCAACAAAAAUGAACCGAAAAAUUCAAAAUUACCGGAAAAACAGAAAAUUAGCGUUGAUCACGCUAAGCAGGCACUUGUCAAGACUCAAGAAAAUUCCAAGUUGAUAAGUAACACUGUCGUUAAACAAGAAUCAGAAAACAAAGUAAAUAUUUUGCAAAAUCAAAGACGCGGGUCCAACAGUUCGUUGAAUAAAGUAGUUGUAGCUCCAGUUGCAGCUAAAGAACCUAAACCAGAAAUUGUUAAGUCCAAAGACACUGUUAAUCAGAGCUUAAACUCGGGAUUGAAGCCUAAUUUAGUAAUGGCGUUUGAAGGAAAUCAAAAUGUUCAGUGUGCUCUAGGUAUAGAUCCAAGUAAAUAUACACCCGUUAGCACCACCAUUCAGGCCAAUGUCAGUGUUACUACCCCAGCAUACACAUCUGUUGAUACAUCUCCAACUAACGACUGCCAUCACUCCUAUUUGGGCAUUAACAAGGGCUCUUCAAGAGCGUUUGAAAGUUUUUCAAAUGCUAAAACUUUUCAAAAUCAAGAUCCAUCUACUCAGUAUUCAGUUGGAGUAGAAACGCAAGCUGCGUCGACCAAAUCUUCUGCUUACUACAACUAUGGUGGUAGUAGCCUUUCAAAUCACCAAAUAUCGGACCUAGAGAUGUACCUGAUUGAAAAGAUAUUAAAAGAAGGGGAAAUCGUUGCUACUGCCAAAAGAUACUUGGCUACGUCAGAAGCCAAUUUAUUUGCUACUCAGUCAAAACUCGAAGAAUUGAGGUCGCACUUUAUGGAAAAUCAAUCGCAAGAUUAUAUACUUGACAGUAAUAAUCACCUCAUAAGAAGUGAGUCGGAGUGUUCUUUCCUGGGGACACCGUUCCAGUAUUCACCACAGCCACUUCUUUCACCUUCUCUGCCUAGCAAUAACACACCUUUGCCUAACCAGGAUCACCCAGGUGACGCUUUUUUACUAUCAUAUGGACAGGCACACCCAAGGAUGAAUUUACGUCAACCUUUUCAACAACCUACUACUGUAUAUAAUGCUCCACCCGGCUUUUCUUUCCAUCACUACAACCCGAGCAAUAACAACGCGCCAUUAAGUUUUCCAUUACUUGUUCCAUUGAAUAAUCGAAACAGGGAAUCAAAGGGCCCUGACAACAAAUUUUGCCAACAUUAAUUGGUUUUUCACUUUUUUUUGGUUUUUUCAUAGAUUAAUAGCAUGUUUAUAAAGCACAUUGUUAUUCAAUUAUUGUACUAUUUUGAAUUCUAGAAGUUUCUUUUGAUAAUUUACAAUUGUGCGCAAAGUCCACGUUGUAAAUUUAUUUAUUUUUUUUUUUUUCCUUCUAAACUUAUAUUUUUAUACAAUACAACUUGAGUUCGUAGUUAUAAGUUUUCUAAACGACGUUGUUUUUUUUUUAUUUUAUUUUUUUUUUGUUUUGUUUUGUUAACUGUGACCAAACAGUUUGAACGAAAGUCAAAGUUGAUACAAAGGUAUCGGUAAAUGUUUAAUUUUGAGUUUUUGUACGGUAAAAAUCAUAAGGUUAACAAUGAUCUACGAUUGUUAAGAGAAAAAAAGAAA